UGUGCAUAACCUACUCUUCCUCCUCUGUGGCCCCCACGGAAAUCCUCUGUCCGUCGACUGAGACUCCCGCGUUCAUCACUACGUAUCGUCCGCACGCGCUCAUCAACUUAUAAUCUUCCAACUGGGUUAUCCAGAUCAUCCCAUCCUUCCUCGUUAAGGAACUGCCAGCCAGUCCCACCUUCCCUUUUUUUAUUCAAAUUUGGCCAACAUGGGGAAUUCUGAAUUGCCCAAUUGCCUGCUAUGCCUCAAAUUCUGUAUACGAUUUCGAUUGUGAAGCCCGCUUCUGUUUUCAUGCAAUUCAGGACGCUGGUUUGAUUGAACGCUCGACCAUGUCGAUUCUCGGGUCCUUCUUCAACAGGGGUUUUAUGGCUUCCAAAUGCAAAACACUACUGAAGCUGACAAUUCCGCGUAUAAAGUUGCUAAGAAACAGAAGAGAGAUUCAACUAAAGCAAAUGCGACGUGACAUUGCCAAGCUCCUUGAGACUUGUCAAGAAGCUACUGCUCGAAUUAGGGUGGAACAUAUUAUCAGAGAGGAGAACAUGAUAGCUGCUCAAGAGAUCAUUGAAUUGUUUUGUGAACUUAUUGUAGUCCGCCUUCCCAUAAUUGAAUCACAAAGGGAAUGCCCUCUAGAUUUGAAGGAAGCAAUAUCUAGUAUAUGUUUUGCUGCGCCAAGAUGUGCUGAUCUGCCAGAGUUGUUGCAGGUGCAACUACUAUUUGCAUCCAAAUAUGGAAAGGAAUUUGUAUCAGCGGCAACUGAGCUCAUGCCAGAUUGUGGGGUUAAUCGCCAGUUAAUAGAGCUUCUAUCUGUACAUGCUCCAUCUCCAGAAAAGAAACUGAAUCUUCUGAAAGAAAUUGCAGCUGAGCAUGAGAUAGAUUGGGAUCCAGCUGCUUCAGAAACUGAGCUCUUCCAAAAACAAGAAGACUUGCUGAAUGGCCAAACACAAAUUUCUACCGAGCCUAAAUUGCUCCUUCCUGAAGAAAAGCACAAUGAAACAUCAUACUCUGCUCCCGACCAGCCUGACCGAGAACAACCUGAUUCUGAUUCUGAUUCGGACUCUGGCUCUGGUUCUGACACAUUGGAAUUUCCUGAAGUUCCUCAACCACCAGUGCUCUCAAAUCUAAAUGUUGCCACAGCUCCAGAAAUGGCCACUCCUCCGGUUUUCCCACACCGUGAAGUUGAAUUUCUCUCGUCAAGCCAUUCUGGAAUCAUACAUAAAGACGAACCUCAAACCUCUGCUAGAAUGGAUAAUAAGCAGUUUGUGCCAUUUAUCUCUCCUCCAUUUGUAUCGCCGGAAUCAUCCAACACAAGACAUGGUGACUCACUUCCUUCCCUUAUGACGAAGUCUGAGGCCGAUGUAGACUUAAAGGAUGUGUUGGAUGCUGCUCAAGCUGCUGCUGAAACUGCUGAACGGGCAGCAGCUGCAGCUCGGUCAGCAGCUAGUCUUGCAGAAGUCCGCAUUAACGAGCUUACCAAGAGAAAUGUUGGACACGAAACAGACAGUACCUCUGAGAAUCCAUUCCACACUGGUGGUUCUCACCAUUCUGCAACAACAAAAAUGGGACUUUUCAGUGAGCAAAAUACUUCUAGUGACUAUGAUGGCAACUUUAUGAAUGAACUGGAAUCUCAUAAGGAUUAUAAUCCAGCUCCGUCAGCAGCGAGUCUUGAACAAGUCCACAAUAGUGAUCUUACUAAGAAAAAGAGUCUGUGUGAGACAGAUGAUGCCUCUGAGAAUCCAUUCUAUGCUAAUAGCGCAAAUCGAUCUAUAGCAAUAGAAGGGGGACUUUUCAGUGAGCAAAAUACUUUUAGUGAUUAUGAUGAUCAUGGUGUGGAAGACCUGAAAACCCGUCAGGCUAAUAGUGCCUCCCCAGGACCUCAGUCAUCAAGUUCUCCUUCAAAUGACACUAUCAAGGCAGAGCAUUAUUCUUCACUUCCCAAUUAUGGAACACUGGAUGACAGAUCAUCUAGUCUCCGGUUUAGGAAUUUACCUUCGAUGGAAGAUGAUUUAUAUUCCUCGUACCCCAAUUUAUUUACCUUUCCGAACUCAAAUAACGGACCUCAGACUGGUUUGGAUAAUCAUCACUCCAAUUCAUGAUCUGUGACGGGGAAUUCUGGCUUUAAGGUCUUCACACUACAUGCCAUGGCUGCCUCUGCAUCAGUGAACGCUCAAUCUUUUUUGGUAUCCCGAAGUUGUUUGAUGGUGGCUGAGGCUAUAAUGAAUGUGAAGAACCAAUCUUGUAUUGAAAAUAAGGAAUUUUAAUUCCGCGGUUUCAUAGGCAGCGUA
Molecule: messenger RNA, 2282 nt
Organism: Prosopis cineraria
Lineage: Eukaryota; Viridiplantae; Streptophyta; Magnoliopsida; Fabales; Fabaceae
Exons: 6
Coding region: 330-2093 (587 amino acids)
Biological process (GO): protein transport
Source: RefSeq, a predicted model, not a curated record